This is a messenger RNA of Salarias fasciatus (jewelled blenny), 2836 nucleotides long. It is a transcript of the gene rcan3, whose product is annotated as regulator of calcineurin 3. Gene Ontology annotation, cellular component: nucleus; cytoplasm. Gene Ontology annotation, biological process: calcium-mediated signaling. Bases 230 to 859 code for a protein of 209 amino acids. Lineage: Eukaryota; Metazoa; Chordata; Actinopteri; Blenniiformes; Blenniidae. The record is from RefSeq and is a predicted model, not a curated record. Gene Ontology annotation, molecular function: nucleic acid binding; calcium-dependent protein serine/threonine phosphatase regulator activity. The transcript has 4 exons.
GGGAAGGGAGGGGGUUAUUCAUGCGUCUGCUGCAGCAUCACUCCCAGCAGCCCUCAGUGCGGUGUGGAUCCACCGGCAGCUCCUCUCUCGCUCCCUGGACCAAGCAGACCGUCGGACCCGACCCUCCGUUCUGGAUCAACAACCACACAGACCUCUGCCUGUGGCCCCGAGACAGGAGGACAAAUACAUUUUGGCUUGAUAUUGUUAUUUCACUGCACCAGGCGAGGGAAUGCCUUCGAUAAACAUGAAGCUGGAGAUGGUGACCAUCAUUGCCUGUGAAGUGGACUCUGAGGUGUUCACGUCAGACAAGAUGCAGGAGAGGUUCGAGGCGCUGUUUCGAAUCUAUGAUGAACAGACGACUUUCCAGAUGUUCAAAAGCUUUCGGAGAGUUCGGAUCAACUUCAGCACCCCGGAGGCAGCUGCUCGUGCUCGCAUAGAGCUGCACGAGUCCGAGUUCAACGGGAAGAAGCUCAAGCUCUACUUUGCUCAGUCUGAGCUCAGCUGGUCUGGAUUCUCCUCUCACCUCCUCCAGAUCCAGAACGGUGACGAGGACAUCGACAAGUCCUAUCUGGCCCCUCCACAGCCGGUCAAGCAGUUCCUGAUCUCGCCGCCCGCCUCGCCGCCCGUGGGCUGGAGCCAGAGCGAGGACGCCACGCCCGUCAUCAACUACGACCUGCUGUGUGCCGUGGCCAAGCUGGGACCCGGAGAGAAGUACGAGCUCCACGCCGGGACCGAGUCCACCCCCAGCGUGGUGGUCCACGUGUGCGAGAGCGAGACGGAGGAGGACGAGGCGGCCAGGCCCAAGCAGCAGAUCGUCCAGACCAGACGUCCCGACGGACCCCCCAAGGUCUUCAACUAGAGAGGCCUCCCCCACCCCCCCACGGCGUUGAUACCCGCUCCACACCUGCCCCCCCCUCAGCUCUGCACCCACAGAGAGCAUGAUGCCCCUCAUUUCAGUUCAACUACAAGCAGAACACACAUGGACGUGUUUGAGGGAGUGUGGUCAUGAAUGAGGCGGCUUAAAGGGGAUGGAUGAGAACCUCUCACACACACACACACACACACACACACACACACACACACACACACACACAUCACAUUCUGUGGACAGCGUGGGGAGUGCAUGUGCCCCCACUCCCCUCUGACAGGGGUGAAAUAAUGCCCCUCCCUCCGCAGGCACCUGUCACUCAUCAGUACGCUCAUUGCUCGUCAGUUAGCUUGUUAGCUUGUUAGCUCUCUGUGACGCGCUGUGUGUUUGAGGACACCAGACUCAUGAAAAGAGAGACGCUUCCACUUCUUUUGACAUCCCCCUCAGUUUGCCGUCUGCAUGUAUAUACUGGGACAGACGCCUGUUCACGGCACGGCGCCCAGAAGCUAACGGCGGCUAGCGGCGGCUAGCGGCGGCUAGCGGCGGUCUGCCCCGGCCCGGUCUGGACAGGUGUCUCUGCUCAACUUCCUGGAUGUGUAUUCUUACUGUAUGUUGGAUUCCCCGACGCUUUCUGCAUGCUCACUCUCUGGUGUAGACCAGUUUUUUUUAUCGUUGUUUGUGACAACAGAGAUCUUUUGUGGCGUUUUAACGUAAGUGCAUAUUCCCACACGAAGAGGAGGAGCGGCGACGGCGAGGCGUCUCCAAGGCGCUGCAGUCGUGCUGUGUUGUCACGUGACCAGGCCACUCGCUGUGAGCCUCUGAACCUGCUUGCUUUGCACUGAGGCCUGGAGGCGUGGCCAGGCCCUGCAGCCGGAGCAAACGCUGCUUCUCGCUGUACAUAGCUGAGCUUCAUUUGUGGAAGUCGUAUUUGUAGAUGACGCAGUUUGCGGAGAAAAGGGAAAAUCCAUUAGCCUCAUGAGAUAUCAGUGGUAAACCAACCAAAGCACUUUCUCACCUCACAUUUCCAUCCCAUGAAAUGAUUUUUCUAUCUGACACUCAUGUAUAAAGCCAGCGAAAAGGAGCUUAUUUUCCCAGCACAGCCUCAGAAGCUUGUACUGCAUAUUUUGCUCAUUUUCUAUGAACGUAUGAACUUUUGCUGUUGGGUCUCUGAGGAAGUCUUGAACCUAUCAGCUCAUUAUGCUCAUUUAUUUAAACAUUUCAGAGUUUUUUACGGGGCUUUGAGCUUCAUGUUAGGCAGCAUGCAAUCAGAAAAUACUGUUUUGCUAUCGAAGAAUAUCCGAGCGAGGCUCCAUUCUGUGCAUGUCAGCACUUUGUGUUCUCUUUCCUUCACAGAAAAAAGUCUUGAAAAGACCAAGUGAGAAGCACAUUUCAGUCUUUCUUUGUGGUGUGUGAUUUUCCUGACACCUGUUAGCCUUUUCACCAGCAUCCUGCAGAGAGGGAACUACUCCUCACCUUUCAGGCCUUCUUGACUCAAGGGUUGAAAGAACAUCGUGGCUUCCUGUGUUUGUGUUGAACUUCUCUCCUGGAGACGGGACGCUGCUCCACAGGUGAGGCUGUUACCUGAGCUGACAGCUGAUUGGUGGAGCUGCUGAUGCCAUUAUGUGUUUUUCUUUUUGCUCUCGGUGUCUGAAAAAGGUGCCCUUCUUGGUGGGAGCUGAAAGAUGUAUAUUCUGUAUAUAUGCCAAGUGUUUUUCUGUUGCUGAGGCCAGUCAGUGUGCAGUCUGUGACGGCUUCUCUCGGCAAUGUUGUAAUGAAAAUGUGUAUCAAAUCUUAAAGAUGCUCGAUCAAAACCAACUGUCAGUGCGUUGGACUCUGUUUGAAUGUUUUUUUUUCUUUCUUUCUGGGGAACUUCAGCUGUAACGCUCAAUAAUACAGUUUGUCACUGUUGUACUGUUUCUGUUCAGAUCUGACUAGUGUGUCUCGUAUUGUAGGAAUCCAGAAAACAAA